AUGUCGGUCAAGUUCGAGAAGGAGACGAUAAAGAAGGGUGUGGAGGAGGUCAAGAAGGGCCUCAUCGGAGAGCCUCUGCCCGGCACCAGCGGCAAGCACCCCAUCUCCGAGGCCAUCGGCACCGCCGUCACCGGCGGCAAGAAGAAUGCCGGAACCAAGGGUUAUCUUGCGGCCUACAUCAGGGAGCUUGAGAAGAACCCUCUGCGCACCAAGAUGCUUACUUCUGGUACUCUCGCUGGUGCCCAGGAACUGAUCGCAUCCUUCCUUGCCAAGGACCGCAACAAGCAUGGCGACUACUUCACCUCGCGCGUGCCCAAGAUGGCUGCUUACGGCGCCCUCGUCAGUGCCCCUCUCGGCCACUUCCUCAUCUGGGCCCUUCAGAAGACCUUCGCCGGCCGCACCAGCCUGCGCGCCAAGAUCUUGCAGAUUAUUGUCAGCAACUUGAUUAUUGCGCCCAUCCAAAACUCCGUCUACCUCACCGCGAUGGCUCUCAUUGCCGGUGCUAAGACGUACCACCAGGUCCGUGCCACUGUCAGGGUUGGAUUCUGGAAGGUCAUGAAGGUCAGCUGGAUCACAUCUCCGCUCUGCCUGGCCUUUGCCCAGAAGUUCCUCCCUGAUCAACUCUGGGUUCCCUUCUUCAACCUGGUUGCCUUUAUCAUCGGUACCUACAUCAACACCAUCACCAAGAAGAAGCGCCUUGCGGCUCUGCGGAAGAAGCACUUCGGUGACGGCCGUUCUCCCUCCAUGGGAGGCCGCCCUGAGGACUACCCGGGCCCUAAGGACUACCCUGGCCCGAUGGGAGGUCCGAUUGGAGGUCCCAACCCCGCUUACUAA
Molecule: messenger RNA, 834 nt
Organism: Colletotrichum graminicola M1.001
Lineage: Eukaryota; Fungi; Ascomycota; Sordariomycetes; Glomerellales; Glomerellaceae
Product: Mpv17/PMP22 family protein
Exons: 3
Coding region: 1-834 (277 amino acids)
Cellular component (GO): membrane; cytoplasm
Source: RefSeq, a predicted model, not a curated record